GACUAUGCGUUGAAAAGACGCCACCGUCUGCUGUGACACCUCCCCCACCAUUUCUUAAGUCUUAAGACCCGCCCUGCUUCCCUUCUUUCCCUUGCACCGCCCCAACCAAGCAACACCGCCUCCGCCCCCUACCCUCCCUCACUACUGUCGCCUCGGCGGCAAUGGAUCCAGACGCGGUCGCCAAGGCCUUCGUUGAGCAUUACUAUUCCACUUUCGACACCAACCGUCCGGGCCUUGCCAACCUCUACCAGGAUUCAUCUAUGCUCUCAUUCGAGGGCCUCAAAAUCCAGGGAUCCCAAAGUAUUUCUGCAAAGCUCACCAGUUUGCCGUUUCAGCAGUGCCAGCAUGCCAUCACCACCGUCGAUUGCCAGCCCUCCGGUCCUGCUGGCGGAAUGCUUGUCUUUGUUUCUGGUAAUCUUCAGCUUGCUGGCGAGCAGCAUCCCCUCAAGUUUAGCCAGAUGUUCCAUCUAAUGCCAACGCCUCAGGGCAGCUUUUACGUGUUGAACGACAUCUUCCGGCUCAACUAUGCAUGAAGAAUGUAUUGCUCCAAGGUGGUGUUGCUGUUGUUCCAAAUGUUUGUUUUUGGUGUACGUUUAAGACAAUUCCUUAGAUAUGAAUACCAAAGAUUGCUUUGCCAUUGGACACAUUUGUUUGUCUCUCUUUCGCUUGUGCUUUAUUUAUUAACAUCUACGUCAUGAUGAGUGAAUUUAA
Messenger RNA from Sesamum indicum (sesame), 711 nucleotides. Its product is annotated as nuclear transport factor 2B. The record is from RefSeq and is a predicted model, not a curated record. Gene Ontology annotation, biological process: nucleocytoplasmic transport. NCBI's taxonomy places the organism in Eukaryota, Viridiplantae, Streptophyta, Magnoliopsida, Lamiales, Pedaliaceae.